Molecule: messenger RNA, 2148 nt
Organism: Trypanosoma conorhini
Lineage: Eukaryota; Euglenozoa; Kinetoplastea; Trypanosomatida; Trypanosomatidae
Exons: 1
Coding region: 1-2148 (715 amino acids)
Source: RefSeq, a predicted model, not a curated record
AUGCUGCGGACGAUGCCCUCGUUUCGCCGUCGUGCGAUGGUGAGCAAGGCGGUGCAGACGGAGGCCUCGUUUCCGUGGGAGUGCGCAGACACCGACAGGCACUACGAGGAGCUGGCCAGCGAACAAUUUCAGGACCUCUGCAAGCUGCGGGACAUGAUUCGGGCGGCGAUGAAGGAGGUUGCCUGCUCCGUGUACGACGUCGUUGCCUUCAAGGACAUCCUCUUCAAGAUUGAGGACGAGCUUCCCUCCAAGCUGCCCGUGACCGACCUGCUCCUGCUGUCGUCCAAGCUGUUUCGCCGGACGUCGGCGUUGGGGCGCCUGCUGGGGUGCCUCUUUGCGGUGGUCUUCGCCGAGGAGCACGCGGACGAGAACUUUCACUUCACGGAGCUCCGGGUGCUGCGUCACGAGCUGAUGAAAGUCAAGCUUCAGUUUGCCCAGGCGGAAAAGGAGCGGGCCCGGCUGCAGCGCAUGCUGGACGACGUCGGUAAGGCCGCCAUGAAUCACAGCCGGGCUGUGAAUCUGCUGGAGACACAAAACGCGGCACUGCAGCUAAAAACAACUGGGCUGGAAGACCAAAUGGCGUUGCUUUUUGCCCAGGUGAAUAAAGACUUGCAUCGCCAGUGCAAGGACGCCUACGAAAAUGUUACGAGUGAAAUUGAUUCGCAGGAUCGUAUGAGCCUUGCCAGGGCGACCUUUCGUCAGACGAUGGAUUCCCUUAGUGAUCAGCUGCGACACUCCCGCACUCUUAUUAACGAUGUGAGGGAGCUUGUCAUGAGCUGCGCCCAGACGGGCACUGCCGGGGGCGGGGCCAGAAACGUGGAUGUGCAGAUAUCCAAGGAGCCGAGCAUCCGCUUCAAGCUGAAGCAGGUGGAAAAUAAUUUUCAACAGCUCGUAGGCCGUUUUGCCUCUGUGAAGGGUGUGGUGGCGGAAACGGCUCAGGAGCUAAUGAAUGCGUUACAAGAGCGCAAAAAUAUUCUCUACCUCUCCCUACAACAUAUUCGACUCUACGACGUACAAAACACAAAGAUGCGUCAGAGCAAAGCCAUCGUAGUGGCGAUGAAGCAGAGCAUGGAGGAACUUCUCAAGCGCAUUUCCGUAACCUUUCCCGCCGGUGCCGUCACCUUCGUUGACCGCAUUGGACGUAUUUCCACGCAACAGUUUAAGGUGGGGCAGACCUUGGCGACACUCCGUCAGCAAAAGACGUUGGAGCAGUCGGGUGAGGAGGCGGCGUCGACGAGUGCGCAUACCACUGGGUUUAGUUCGCCCAUAGCCUCGCCAACUGGGAUGCGUGUGAUGAGCGAGGAUCAAACAGCCGUGCCCAUGCCGCCGAGCGUUGAUUUUUACAGUACGGCGGACACCAGUAAAUUGCCGUUUCAGACGGUGUAUAACGUCGUGGACCUCAUCAAACAGGCAGAGCGUUCCAUGGAAAGCCUGAGCAACGUGCUCAACUUUGAGAAUGAGAUCAAUGCCUUUCUUAAUACGCUCACCUUGUCGCUCUCAACGACGCCGCGGAAUGUGGACGAGGCCCUGCGUGACCUGCAAACGGAGGACGAGAUGGUGGACAGAGCGCUGCUUCCCACAGGCAAUCUUCCCUCACAGCGCCCUAGCGCUGUGGACGUCGCGGCGCGGAGGGUGGACCGCGAACCAGACGUGGGAGUGAGUCCCCACCCUAUAUUGUCAGCGUCCGUUGCCGGCGAUCGGAAGGCCUCGAUUGACAGCGAGCAGCAGCCAUCACAGACGGUUGAACAGAUGCAGCAGAUCAAGAAGUUGCAGGAACAGUUGGACAGUGUGCAGCCGGAGUUUGCAGCCAAAAUCAGCUUCCUACGACAGGUGUAUGAGGCCCGAAUCUGUGACUUGGAGGUUAAGGAGGCUAAUUACCACCGCAAGAUUAACACCGUUAUGACGCAGAAAGAAGGCAGGGAAACGAGGGAAUCCAAACGCCGUGUCAGUCGUUCAGAUCGCAUUUCACCGGCCCCGCGCACGCCAGAAGCCUCCGCCCCAGAAAGGCGCGGCAAAAAGGAAGAUAAGGAGCAGCUCUUACAAUCACGCUCGGAGUGGCAGCAGACGAAAUCUGUAUUAAAGUCGAAUAAGAAGACACGCGAUGCCACGUUAAACGAACUCACCAAAAUGUUGAAAGGAGACCGUUGA